AUGCGUGCAUUUCACUCCUCCAAUGUAGUCUCGGGUGGCAGAACGCACCACGCUCACGCAGAAGCCAUCUCGAACGACGGCGAAGAGGAUGAACAAUAUGAUAGAUUUGAUCCCGUGGGAAUUCCGACUUACUUUAGCACCAAUCGUGCUCACAGAGGUGCAAGCGUUGCGCCCGUUUCGCGUGGACAAAGCGUAGAGUCAACAUACUCGACGGGUACAACAGGCCACUACAUUACGAGCAGUCAACCUGCGUCUCCUGGAUACACUGGAGAGCUUGUAGAACUGCCGAUCAAUAUGCAAUCGCGACUUAACAAUACCCUUGCCUCUGGUUAUUCCACGCCUACACAAGAAGCGACUACUCCCAACUCGAACAUCUCAUCUCAAGAACCGAUCAAGUCUCGGUUGGGUCACAAACGACAUUCUUCUGAACCCCCUCCUAUCGCAUACUCUGGAACUGUAGGCCCGCAACGGUCCCUCAGGCUGACCUACAACGAGACCUUUGCUCUACCAAAACGUCUCAGACGCCUACCAAACGCAGAAAAGUCGUACCCAUCAACCGCGAAAACAUCGGAUACAUACUCUGCCGCAUAUAAUCCAGCGAUAACUAGAUCGGACACAUCUCGUGAACUGGCUGCUCCUUACCUCCCGCCCGAAUCUGGCAUCGCUCAUUUGCAACCAUACCGUGCGAACGGUGUCCACCCUACGUCAUUCCCCGAGGAGCCAGUAUACAAUAACUCUCUUUAUGAACCCAGGGCAGAGUGGUUAAGAAGCAGUCUUCCUCUUGGGACCAAUGAGCCGAAGGUCCGCCCAUUGCCACAAAUUCCCUCGUAUACAUCAACAGGAAAUGAAUAUUAUCCCAAGAUCCGGGUCGGAAGUAGCUUCUAUGGCGGCGCUCAGUCCCAACACCCUUCGUCUCUCCCACCAUCUUACGCAGCCGGAGGUCAGCAGUUGGCAAGCUAUACGUCUAUUCAACACGGUCCACCAAAUGUUUCCUUGUCGCCUAUCGUACAAUAUCCAUCAGCCUGGAACUCUCUUGGUUCUGUCUCUUCGAUGAAGACUACUUCACGCGCCAUGUUUCCUUCGACUGCUCCUUACUCCCCCCACUCACCUCCCUCUUCCAUGAAUUAUCAACCGCAUUCACGUCAUAUGGCCGCGGAACCGAUAACACCAAACCCGCGUCGUAGAAUCAUCGAGGCAAGCACGUCAGGAGCACAUUCAGGAGAAGUAUCGCCAUCGGAAGGCGAAGAACUGCCAAUGCUACGUCUCACUACGAUGGGUGUUGGUGGUGGCCGCGCGAAGGUUCAUCCGCCAUCUCGAAGGUCAAAGGAGCGGGCUGACACAACUCACAUGUUCAAAUCUUCCUCUGAAAGUUCACCUUCGCCCAGAGCGAUGUCCCCGCCGCCCAGACCGCAUUCACCAUUAGCUUUCCAUGCGCCGGAGCCGGCCUUAGAUGAGUAUCCCCCAUCCAUGCGGGAUAGGGAUAAAGAAUAUACUGCCGGGCCUACGAUGCGCAUUAAACAUAGGACAGUCUCUUGGGGAUCGCCAAUGGAAGGUGGAAUAGUGCGCAAGGAGCGCAAAAGGCGUUCAACGAUCUGGGAGGCACCACGACCACGACCAUCACCACCACCACCACGACUACUACCACGAUCACCAAUGGUCUCACGAGUGCCAAGAUCAUAUUCGCCAGCAGGAUAUGGCUUAGAGCCAUUUAGAGUAUUCUCACCGACCGAGGAUUAUGGAUCUGCGAUACCUGAUAGAUCAGCUUUAGAAGAAUCCUCCAGCGACAUAUCCGGGGAAGGAAUGCCACCGCGCACACCUGAGACUCUUUUCUUGGAACUAUCCGAGAAGGAUAACGACGCCACCAACACCGACGCAGCGGUGUCGCGGAGGACUCGUCGAAUCACAAAACGAAGGCCGUUACCACCCUAG
Molecule: messenger RNA, 1929 nt
Organism: Serendipita indica DSM 11827
Lineage: Eukaryota; Fungi; Basidiomycota; Agaricomycetes; Sebacinales; Serendipitaceae
Source: the annotation of a GenBank genome assembly